CACGCGGUAAUCUCCAUGCGGGACGGGAAGCUGUGCCUGAUGUUUCGCCUGGGGAACAUGAGGAAAAGCCACAUCGUGGAGGCUCACGUCCGGGCGCAGCUCAUCCGGCCGCACGUCACCGCCGAAGGCGAGUACCUCCCCAUGGAGCAGACGGACAUCGACGUGGGCUACGAYGAGGGCCUGGACCGCCUCUUCCUGGUGUCUCCGCUGGUCGUGGUCCACGAGAUCAACGAGAACAGCCCGCUGUACUGCAUGAGCAGCGCCGACCUGACGACGGAGGACUUUGAGAUCGUGGUGAUACUGGAGGGGAUGGUGGAGGCCACGGCCAUGACCACCCAGGCCCGCUCCUCAUACCUGGCCAGGGAGAUCCUGUGGGGCCACCGCUUCGAGCCCGUGGUCUUCGAGAAGGAGCACCGCUACCAGGUAGAUUACUCCCGCUUCCACAAGACYUACGAGGUGCCAGCUACUCCGCACUGCAGCGCCAGGGAGCUCCGGGAGAUGACGGGCCGAUCCCGCUCCCCCUCGUCUGCCUCCGGCUCUAGUUCUACCCGGUCAGUGUCCCCUCUCGGUCCCAAGUCCUCCGGCCUCCACCUCUUGCCUCCACACUCCCCCAGCGCCUUCUGCUACGAGAACGAGGUGGCCCUGUGCUGCGGGGAAGAGGAGGGGGAGGAGGUAGGGGAGAUGGGCGUGAUGCUGGGGGGGAGGGACGACGGGGAGGGGGAGGAGMGGGACGUACAACUAGACAUCUUCCAGGAGAGAUUUCAGGACCAGGUAGCGGUGGACAUGAACAUGCUGUGUGUGCUGGACAUGGACAAUCAGAUUGACCGGCUGCAGCCGGCUAUAGCUYUUGAUGCGCUGGGCUUCAGGAGGGAAUCAGGAGUGUAG
This is a messenger RNA of Salvelinus sp. IW2-2015, 885 nucleotides long. Its product is annotated as inward rectifier potassium channel 4-like. Gene Ontology annotation, cellular component: plasma membrane. Lineage: Eukaryota; Metazoa; Chordata; Actinopteri; Salmoniformes; Salmonidae. The record is from RefSeq and is a predicted model, not a curated record. Gene Ontology annotation, molecular function: inward rectifier potassium channel activity. Gene Ontology annotation, biological process: potassium ion import across plasma membrane; regulation of monoatomic ion transmembrane transport.